This is a messenger RNA of Onychomys torridus (southern grasshopper mouse), 2790 nucleotides long. RefSeq names its product BCL2 like 15 (gene Bcl2l15). Lineage: Eukaryota; Metazoa; Chordata; Mammalia; Rodentia; Cricetidae. The coding region runs from base 1487 to 1987 and encodes 166 amino acids. Gene Ontology annotation, cellular component: nucleus; cytosol. Gene Ontology annotation, biological process: regulation of apoptotic process. The record is from RefSeq and is a predicted model, not a curated record. The transcript has 4 exons.
AGGGACUUCUGGUUUUUUUGUUUUUGUUUUUGUUUUUUUGACAAGCAGCAACAUGUUUGUCAUUUUAAGGUAGAUACAAUUAUUAGGUUAUUGUCAUAUUAUAAUAGUUAAGUUUUUAUUUUAUGUCCUUUAAGAUACAUUAAAAAAUAAAAACAAAAAUACAUCAACUGCAAACAUGAAGAGGAGAAAGCAUGGUACCCAACAAAAUUCCACAUUUCAGCAAUACUUCUUUCAGUUUUCUAGUAAAGUUUUAAGAAAUGUCAUAAUGACAUGAGUUGAAAUAGCUCUAGGCAUUCACUCUCUUUGAUGCUCAUGAUGUGGCACUGGUGAUGUUGUAAUCAGCAGAAAAAUAGGGGCUACCAAAUGACCAAAGUAUGGAGGCACAGGCCUGCUUUUCCCCCGCAGGAAUACACCAAAUGGUGAUGGCAAUAAUCUAACACCCGCACCAGGACAGGGUGUCGCACAAUGUAACUAUUCAUGUGCAGAUGCCUGACUGUGCUCAGUGUAGUGCUUGUCUACCAGAACUACUGUGCACUUCUCAAUCAUGCUGAUACUGGGAUUGAACCCUGCUCUUGACUGGCUGAUGACCUCUGGAAUGAGGGUAUUGUGCCAAAGCAGUUUGUGUGCUUUCAUGAUGUGGACGAUAGCAGUUUGGAGAUACAGAACUUCCAAUCUGUUCCAGUUCUUGUGGUGUGUCCUUCUUCAUUGAUGUAGUAAUUUAAAAUUUUGUUCUCUUACUGCUGAGCUCAUAUUUCAUGAAAAUGAAGAUUCCAUAUCGAUAUUUUUCUUUUCUGAAUCACGGUUAAUCAUCUUCACCUCAAGUAAUGCCUUGACCAUUUUGGUCAGCUCCUUUUUGUUCAUAUGGCUACUGCCUUGGAGUUAGUUCUUCAUAGUUGACCACUUCACUGUUGCCGAAGGCAAGAAGAACUGCCAUGUGGUAGGUCGUAACCAUAGCUACAUGCGUUUUUGCCAAAUAGUUCAUUUUAACGUCACCUGUACAGAACAAAUUUAGUGUUGGAACCUUCUGCAGAAGCAGGGCAAGGCAAGGGCCUGGGUAGGGAGGCAGCCUGCAGGAGGCAUAAAGGACAAAGCCAGCCCACCUGCCCACCUGUGCCCCCCAACCCCUGCCCCCUCACAGCCCGCCCGCCCCUCCUCCAGUGGUAGCGGUGAGCUCCAGGAAGUAUUUCUUAAGAAAAUUACUCAAGAGACUCUUCCUCAAUUCCAUUUUAGUUACAGAUUCUUUAUCUAUAGAAGCUACUCAUUAAUCUUACAUACUGGGUUAGGGUGUGGUCCAGAGACGGAACUACAAAUUCCUUGUCUUGAGAGAAUGUGUACCUUUUUGAGCAGUUACUCUUGAAAAAAGUUAGUGGGAACGACUCUAGGACAUCUCCAGUCAGGAAACAAACAGUGAGAAGUAGGCAGGCACAACUGGUGUGCCAGGUUCUCUAACCUUCUGCUGAGCUGAAGCCUACUUGUUUUGUGGAAAAUGUCUAAAAUGAAGAACCCCCGGACUUUUGAGGAGCAAACAGAAUGCAUCAUGAAUGCUCUACUCACAGACUUUUUGACCCCAACAUUACAGGUUGCUAGCCGGAACCUACCGGAGGCAGAUGAACCAUAUUCAGGAGAGGCUUGCUCUUUUGAUGUGUCUAUUAUCGCUGGCCGCCUUCGAAUGCUGGGUGACGAGUUCAAUGGAGAACUGGAAGCUUCUGCCAAUAAUGUCAUUGCAAAAACCAUUCAAGGACAGGCAGGAACUAUACUCAAGGACACAGUCCAGUCUCUCAGCGUGGCCUGGUGUGCUCAGAACCCCACCCUAGCUUUUGAAAGAGCCUUUUUGGCAGUGUCUGUGAAACUUCUUGAACAUGUGGUCCAGAAGGCUCCUGAGAUGGCAAGACAGGUGGCUAAUUUCAUGACGGGCAUGAUCAAUGGGAACACAGCCAUCCGAGAAUUUAUCCAGGGCCAGGGAGGAUGGGAAAACCUGGAGAGCUGAAGAAGUGGGGUGUGACCCAGACUGAGCAUCACUUCCUCUGAUGUCUGACAGUUAAAACACCUUUCUUCAACGUGCCCAGUGUUAGGUUUACUGACUGUUGACUUUGGCCACCUCCAGUGGUGUCAUAUUUCCGGUCCUUGCUUGAGCUUCUGAAGGAGUUGGUUGAAACAGAGACCUCUCAACAAAGUCAUUUUUUAGUGGUGACGUGUCGAGCAUGAGACAGACCUUUGAUGGAGAUAUUUUGAAGGAGACAGUACAUCAUAAAUGUUUUCUUCAGAUUUAGCCCUGUCCUUUGUUGAGAAUUUUGUCUGCUAGUGAUUUUGGAAUCUAAAGGAUGUCAGUUUUCAGUUAAAAAUCUUAUUUCUUCAAGUAAAGGAUUUUCUUUCAGGUCCACCUUAAGUUUCACGUUUAUUUCCCCUGAGCAGAAUUUAUCUAUCCAUUCUAGAGAUUGGAGGCCAUAAUCAGCAGCUUAUUCAUCUAAAUUCCUAAUAUCAAAGAAAGAUGAAACAGCUGUUGUGUUUUUAUUGUCAGGAUGUAGGAAGUGCUGGCCCAUGUGCAGGACCACUGGUCCGCCCCAGCUUGGCUGAUGCUAAUUGCAUACUGUAACAGGGCCCCAGACCUAAGUGGGCCCCCAAACCAGAGCACAACCGACUCCAAGAUGCAAGUACCCUUCAGGCUAUAAAACUGCAUCUUAAGUUAUAUGGCCAGUUAUGUAUCAGUCCAGUAAAAUUAAUGUUCCUUAGAAACAAGUACACCUCUUUUUGAGACAGGGUUUCUCUGUGUAGUUUUAGUGCCUGUCCUGG